Molecule: messenger RNA, 300 nt
Organism: Didymodactylos carnosus
Lineage: Eukaryota; Metazoa; Rotifera; Eurotatoria; Philodinida; Philodinidae
Source: the annotation of a GenBank genome assembly
AUGAAUUUUAUACUUUAGGAUCCUACCGCGCCCUUUAAAGUCUAAGCCCGAGAAACUUUGACUAUGUAGUGGAUAAAUUAAAAGAAAUGUUUUUUCGAUCUUGACUUUCUACUUUUUAGUUCAAUAAUUCUAAAUUCAAUUUUAUGUUCAAAAUCGAUUAUUGGAAGUAAAUGUGACAUAAAAGAAUCCGUUGUUUGUUUUGGAAGAGAACUAGGAAAUGGAGGUAACUAUACUAAAUUAAAUGGUGAAACAGUGACUGCAGACGGUGAUGACGGUGAAUUUACGUUAGAUGACGAUUAG